Molecule: messenger RNA, 1206 nt
Organism: Botrytis fragariae
Lineage: Eukaryota; Fungi; Ascomycota; Leotiomycetes; Helotiales; Sclerotiniaceae
Product: putative integral membrane protein
Exons: 3
Coding region: 1-1206 (401 amino acids)
Source: RefSeq, a predicted model, not a curated record
AUGUCGGACACUACACUACAAAGUGGAGUUCAGAUUCCACCUAUCAACGCCGUACCGACUUUAUCAAUCAUAGGACAUGCACCAACCUCGGUUCUUGGGAGCACAAUUGCGCUCUGCAUCUUCUUAGGGAUUGCUUUAAUACUCGUGAUGAUGCGGGUCUAUGUUAGACUGACCCGAGCCGGCCGUUUCUUCCUGAACGAUUACUUCUUGCUCGUCGGUGCGUCUAUGGCAACUGUUUUCACCGUCUGUACAAUCAUAAACUUCUUCCAAGGAGUUGCUGGUCAUCAUUUGCUUGAGGUGUUCGAGCUUGUGCCUGAAAGAUUGACUUUGUCUACAAAAUUGACGAUGGUAUCCGAAUUUUGUUGGGUGUUCAGCGUUGUCUUCCUCAAAUUCUCAAUUCUUCACCUGUAUGUUCAAGUAUUUGGAGUAGAGAAACGUUUCCUCUGGACAGCAUGGAUACUGGCAGCUUUUGUAGCCAUAAUAGGAGUCCUCGCCUUGUCUUUCACUGCAACAAAUUGCCAACCUUUCUCUGCCUAUUGGACUUUGGCCGGACAUUGCGUUGAUUUCAAGCCUUCCUUUCUAGCGACUGGAAUCCUGAAUUUAGUCGUGGACAUCUUGAUUUUGAUUCUGCCGUUGCCCAAAUUAUUACGGUUGAAUAUGCCAAUGAGGAGGAAGUUUGGUCUGUUUUUCAUUUUUGGUAUUGGAUUCGGUAUUUGUGGAAUCAGUGCAUGGCGCAUUCAAGUCAUUACAGACUACGAUUUCCUUGACCUAACCUACAGAAUUCAAUAUCUCGGCUUAAGUACCGGUUUGGAGAUACUCCUUGGCGUAAUCAUAGCUUGCAUUCCAAUCGUGCAUCCAACUCUCUGCCAGCCACUUGUUUUCUUCCUUAGCCUCGGAACACGCCUUAUAUCUUUUACACGAAGCAAAGGAACUACCGACGUACUUUCGAAUGAUCUCCCAGCUCUCAAUACCAGCAAGAACUUGGGAUAUUCGAAGACAAAACUCAGUGAGAGUCAAUUGGACAGGAAGAAUUUUAAGAAAUUGUAUAAUCAUUUGUAUCCUAUGUCGGAUUUGAAUGUUAAGAGCCAAUCUACCUGUGCUGCUGGAGAUGUUACUAGUAGUAGGUCAGAUCUCGUUGAGGAGAUAGGGGGUGAUGUUGAGGUUGUGAGAGAGUGGAAUGUGCAAUAUUCUGCCGAGCACGUGUGA